CACAUCCUCAUAUGUGUAAUACAAUUUGAUGCUCUAAAAUGCAAAAUCUUUUGCUAGUUGUGCAAAUGUGUAGCAAAGAACAAGCAAUGAUCUUCUCUGUGUCGGGAAGCUGUGUUGCCACUACAGUCACAUGACUGUUUCAACAGAAAACAUGAAGUCCUACAUACCAUAUGCUAUGUUUGCUGAACAAAUGCAAACAGAGAAUACCAUAUAUAGCAAGUAAAUACCACAUUUAUGCAGCGCUGGAGUAGCACAUUAGUGUCAAAGCUGCUAUCUAAAGUGAGGUGGUCAAGUUGGCAGAGGUAUGAAUGUUCUGAAUGGUUCCUGCCUGUACAGUCGACCUUCUCUAUCUCUGCUCUUUCCCAGUCUCAGUAAAAUCAUAACACCAUAAAUUCGAUGUUAAGGAAAGGGUUUCGAAGGGGAAGUUAUUUAAAGAUGUGGGUGUGGUCAGUUCAUGCAGCCUCCAUUCCUACUUGCCCCUAAUGUUUGGUUAUGAUACCCAAAGACGGAGACUUCAGAUGCUUGUCGACCUAAGUGGAGGAAUAAAGCCUUGGUGGGUUUAAAAGGGUCUGCUGAUAAUCUGCUACAAUCCUAUCUGUCAAAAAGAACUUUCUCUGGUGUGGUUGGAAACUCUCCAGUUUCCCCUUUCUUUGUCAUGGGGUUCCUCAAGGGUCAAUCCUUAGUGUAGACUUGGUUUGAAUUAACAACUAAAUUCUCUUGAACAGGAAUCUUAACCUUUUCCAUCAUUUAUAUUCUCUGUUAUAACGGUAAAACAUUUGCAGUCACAUUAUGGAAAGAGUAGUUUUCAAUGUUAAAGAGGAAAAGACUGCUCUUUUCCUCUGGCACAUUUCUGGCACAAGAUAAGAUUGUGCCAGAAAUAAAGAAAAACAUCCAACAAGUGACUCAAAACCUUACAACGGGGAAAUAACUUUCUUCUUUUUCGCUGCCUUGCUGUUCUAUGAGGACACCAGCACAGAUAAAGAAGCUUCAGCUGAGUUUAUAGCUUUGAUUGAGGACAUGGGACGCAGUUUCUUCCCCGGCUGAUGCCCAGUCAGCACUUGUAUUGUACGCUGACUCACAGGGCAUGGCGUUCACCCUGGAAGAGCGCCUCCAACUGGGAAUCCACGGCCUGCUGCCCCCUUGCUUCCUCUCCCAGGACGUGCAGGUCCUGCGGGUCAUGAAGAGCUAUGAGACGCGCUCCAACCCUCUGGACAAGUACAUCCUGUUGAUGACGCUACAGGACAGAAACGAGAAGCUGUUCUACCGUUUGUUGACCUCUUACAUCGAGGAGUUCAUGCCCAUCGUGUACACGCCCACCGUCGGUCUGGCAUGUCAGCAGUACGGACUUGCCUUCAGGAGACCACGAGGACUCUUCAUCACCAUCCACGACAGAGGACACAUUGCCUCCAUGCUCAACUCCUGGCCAGAAGAAGACAUAAAGGCCAUCGUAGUGACAGAUGGGGAGCGUAUCCUCGGGCUUGGUGACCUUGGAAGCUACGGGAUGGGGAUUCCUGUCGGGAAACUGGCGCUCUACACGGCGUGUGGGGGUGUUCGGCCGCAUCAUUGUCUCCCGGUCCUGCUGGACGUCGGCACUGACAACCAGACGCUGCUCGAUGACCCACUGUACAUCGGACUGAGGCACAAGAGAAUCAGAGGAAAGGAAUAUGACGACCUGGUGGAUGAGUUCAUGCAGGCGGUGACAGACAAGUACGGGAUGGACUGUCUCAUUCAGUUUGAGGAUUUCGCCAACAGCAACGCCUUUCGCAUCCUCAACAAAUACAGGCAUCGCUACUGCACCUUCAAUGACGACAUCCAAGGCACGGCGUCCGUAGCUGUUGCCGGGGUCUUAGCUGCUCUGAAGAUCACCAAGAACAAACUGUUAGACCACACCUUUGUUUUCCAAGGAGCAGGCGAGGCGGCUCUAGGAAUCGCUAACCUGCUAAUCAUGGCCAUGGCCAAAGAGGGGGUAUCCAGAGAGGAAGCUGCCAAGAGGAUCUGGAUGGUCGACUCCAAAGGUCUCAUUGUGAAGGGAAGAGGCCAUAUAAACCACGAGAAGGAGGAGUUUGCCCACGACCACCCGCACCUGAAGACCCUGGAGGAGGUCGUGGAAACCAUCAAACCCACUGCCAUCAUAGGCGUGGCUGCUAUCGGAGGAGCGUUUACUGAGAAGAUCAUCAAAAACAUGGCGUCCUUCAAUGAGAGGCCCAUCAUCUUCGCCCUGAGUAACCCCACCAGCAAGGCGGAGUGCACAGCGGAGCAGUGCUACACGCUCACAGAGGGUCGCGGCAUCUUCGCCAGUGGAAGUCCGUUUGACAAGGUGACGCUGGCUGAUGGACGCACCUUCUACCCCGGGCAGGGAAACAACGCAUACGUCUUUCCUGGAGUGGCUUUGGGUGUUAUAGCCUGCAGGGUGCGCCACAUAUCUGACGACAUCUUCCUCACCACAGCAGAGGCGAUAGCUGACAUGGUAACAGAGGAGCACCUGGCUGAGGGACGACUUUAUCCUCCUCUGAGCACCAUCAGAGAGGUGUCCUUCAAGAUAGCAGUUAAGGUUGUCAACCAUGCGUACAAACACAACAUUGCCUCGUUGUACCCCGAGCCUAAAGACAAGGAGGCGUUUGUGCUGUCUCACAUCUACAGUCCUGAUUACGACUCCUUCACUCUGGACACGUACGGCUGGCCACAGGAGGCCAUGAAGGUCCAGGACGUGUGAUCAGCUGGUGUCUACACUCAAUACUCUGCCCUGGCAUCACGCCCAAUUUCUGCAUUGCCUCCAUAAAUACAUACUUAGCCAAUGAUAUUUUUCUUAUUAUGGUUUGUUUAAAAAAAAAAAAAAAUUGUUUCCAUAGCGCUCAUUAUCAACUUGCUGCCCAUCAAACCCUGCUACAUGCUGUAUAUAUAUCUUCUCUAUGAUGCCGGUGCGACCUGGUAUCAAAUUAGCAUUUGUCCUGAGUGAUCCGAUGACAAGUGGUCGGCUCUAAGCACAAGCGUGAACGUUCCUUAAUGUGUCAUGAGAUGUCAUUCUUCUUUGCUGUGUGAAUGCAAAUCUGUCCUGGAUCACAUGAAGGGCCAGCAGCAGGUCAGCUGACGUCUCUGACCUGCUGCAGAUUCACAAUGAGUUAAACCCAUUUUUGCGCCUCUCAGUGACCAUGGUCUUUUGUUUGUGGCCCCAGCAUCGACCUCGAUCAGCACACAAUGGCCGAUGCUUCGAUUAAAUUGGUCGAAUCUGUGGUCACAGUAGAUCUGCAGCUCAUUGUGUUCAGUCAUUGCUCGCUCCCUCUGAUUCAUGUCGACACGCACCAACACACACACACACACACACACACACACACAAAUCCUUUGGCCCCUCACUUAUACAAAUGACGCACAUGUUUAUUUUAUUAUAAGCGUGUUAGUAAGAUCCAAUCACAAGUGAUCAUUUUAAUUUCCUGUGUGAACCGGGGAUCUUCACGCUAACCUCAGGAGGGAUGUUGAUACCAGGUCUGAACGGACACCUUUGUGACUUAUUUCCUCUGCUGUACUCGUUUUCUGAAAGUUGAAGAUAUAACUCUGUGAUUGAAACUGCUCCUCCGUCACUAGAUUCUCCAGCUGAGAUGUUGUAAUGCAAUAUUUAAACGCAUGUGCAAUGAAUUAUCUGUUUCUGACCCAAGCAUCGGCGCUGGUGCACGGGAAACAUUCUCGUCCCGACACAGACGAUGAGAACUCGUUUUGACACUUGGUGAGAAAAUAAAUCAGACCAGCAGAAACUCUGGGGUCCUCUGACUGUGUGACCUCAGGUCAUCACUGCUCCAGAUUAUGAGUGAAAGCCUCUGUGUCCCUGCUCAUCCCUUCAGCUGCUUCCUCAUAUUUCACACUCCGGUCAGUGUGUUAACUUGCACACACUGAAAAACACUCCAGCUUCAUCCUGUUCUUCUGCUCAGAGGAAGGUUUCCCCUCGACUGAGUGCGACCGUCAGGAUGUCUCUUUUGCGGUAGUGUGUUUUCCUCCAGUUUUGUACGGAGCUCUGCCUGUUGUGUUUUUGCCAAAGUAACAGAUGAGAUGUAUCUUAUCUUAUUUUACUCUCAGAGAAUAUGAUGCUCAGAGCGCUUUAGUACUGCGAGACAAGCUUGAUGUUUUUUAAAGAGAAAUUAAACUUUUUAAAUAAAAUUGUGGUGACAAUAUGAA
Platichthys flesus (European flounder) is the source of this 4164-nucleotide messenger RNA. RefSeq names its product malic enzyme 3, NADP(+)-dependent, mitochondrial (gene me3). The transcript is spliced from 14 exons. Gene Ontology annotation, biological process: malate metabolic process; pyruvate metabolic process. Bases 1085 to 2713 code for a protein of 542 amino acids. Gene Ontology annotation, cellular component: mitochondrion. Lineage: Eukaryota; Metazoa; Chordata; Actinopteri; Pleuronectiformes; Pleuronectidae. Gene Ontology annotation, molecular function: malate dehydrogenase (decarboxylating) (NAD+) activity; malate dehydrogenase (decarboxylating) (NADP+) activity; NAD binding. The record is from RefSeq and is a predicted model, not a curated record.